Molecule: messenger RNA, 1759 nt
Organism: Gekko japonicus
Lineage: Eukaryota; Metazoa; Chordata; Lepidosauria; Squamata; Gekkonidae
Gene: POGLUT1
Product: protein O-glucosyltransferase 1
Exons: 8
Biological process (GO): positive regulation of Notch signaling pathway; protein O-linked glycosylation
Cellular component (GO): endomembrane system
Molecular function (GO): UDP-glucosyltransferase activity; UDP-xylosyltransferase activity
Source: RefSeq, a predicted model, not a curated record
GUGUAGUGGCAUUGAGCACUUCUUCUUGGAGAUCCUUGACCGUCUUCCAGAUAUGGAGUUUGUGGUCAACGUACGGGACUAUCCCCAGGUGCCCAAAUGGACAAAACCUCUUAUUCCCGUCUUCUCCUUCAGUAAGACUUCAGAAUACUAUGAUAUUAUGUAUCCUGCCUGGACAUUUUGGGAAGGAGGACCAGCUGUCUGGCCCAUUUACCCAACAGGCCUAGGACGCUGGGACAUAAUGAGAGAGGACCUCCAAAGCUCAGCAGAACAUUGGCCAUGGAAGAAGAAGAUUCCCACAGCCUACUUCCGAGGAUCGCGGACAAGCCCAGAGCGGGACCCCCUCAUUCUUCUUUCUCGAGAAAAUCCAGACCUUGUUGAUGCAGAAUACACUAAAAACCAAGCCUGGAAAUCUGAAAGAGACACCCUUGGAAAACCGCCUGCUAAGGAAGUUCCUCUGGUGGACCAUUGUAAGUACAAAUACCUCUUUAAUUUCCGAGGUGUAGCAGCCAGUUUUCGAUUCAAGCACCUCUUCCUGUGUGGCUCAUUGGUUUUUCACGUUGGGGAAGACUGGCAGGAAUUCUUCUAUGCACAGCUGAAACCUUGGGUUCACUACAUCCCAGUCAAGUCUGAUCUUUCCAAUGUGAGGGAGCUGCUACAGUUUGUAAAAGAAAAUGAUGACAUAGUCCAAGAAAUUGCAGAGAGGGGUCGCCAGUUUAUUGUGGAUCAUUUGCAGAUGGAGGAUAUCUCUUGCUAUUGGGAAAGACUUCUAACUGAAUAUUCUAAAGCCCUGAUUUACAAAGUUAAAUGGAAGAGUAACUACAGUGAGAUUUCCCCCAGACCACUGAAAACAGAGCUGUAGAAGCCACUGUUCCCUUUUAAUCUCAGGACUAAGACUUGCAGACAGUGUUUCAAAAGGGUAACUGUGUUAAGUCUGUUUUGGCAAAGUAAAACAGAAAUCAGUUGAAAGACUUGGUUAGUUUUAUGGGUGCUGUUUGGUUUCUGUUUUAAUUGUGGGCUGUGAAAAAGCUAGAGAAUGGCAUAGUUUUGUUCAGUUGGAUCUUCAUGUUUCAUGCUACCAAGUCUGUUUUUAAAAUGUAUUAUCAUUAUAAUUAUUGCAUUCUGUAUUAGUCAAAUCUAGAAUUUCAUUUUUUAGUAUUUUUAUGACAUUUUUGAAGUGUAUGUGUGCAGCCCAGUUCCAGUAUUGCUUUGCUUCAUGAGCCCUGUUCACAUUACAGUGAACAUAUGUACAAACUGCGUGUAUGAGCGUACAUCUGCUUGUAAAACUCAAAUGAAACUCAGAAUUUAACAGGGUGCAACCUAGGAAUCCUUUUUCUUCUCUGCCCAGUUUUUACAUGCAGUUUGAAAAAAAAUAGAUUUGCACUCUGUAAAAUAAAUGUUAUUAAUUGUAUGAGCAGUCACUAGUUGCGUAGAGGUCACUGAGGAGCAGAGAAGGCUCUUUCCUGUCUUAUAUUCUUAAUUUUCUGCCCUAAUGGUUUAAACAAAAUGGCUGCCAAGUGACUGAAAUUGCCUUUCUAGGGUGGACACUGUCUUGUGCUGCUUCCACAUAGCAACCACUGCCCUUGUAGCUCUUGUUGCCACUGUGUUCUCAAAGCAGCAACUGUGUGGCGCUUUUCUUUACACGUUCUUUGCCUCAGCCCUUGCUAAUAUCUGCCAUUCCCUUGCUGAUGUCACUAUGGCUUUUUUAAAAAAUCAGCAAUUGCUCAAUUGCUUCAUUAACAAUUUAUUGCCAUGCUAUACU